CAACAGGGGCCAUUUCAGACAUGGAGCAAUGGCGAUCCCUGAAGCAAAGCGGUAUACCCGCGCUCUUAGCUGUCCCUGCGCUGCUAUGGUUUGCCCUCUGCUUCACCACAAUGCAGGCGUUAUGUCUGGUGCUGGUAGCUUUCGGCAUGACCAAGGAGUACACUGAAGCAACCAGAUUCUUGAUCAGCGUUCUUCACAGGCCCUUCCUGUACUUGAUGCAGUACUCCAACAGCAGGAUUUAUGUCUACUCUGCCAAGGGUGAUGUCAAGGCAGAGGUCCUGAACACCAUCGGCUUUGAUCAGUCCGUGAUCUUCUCAAAUCAUCGGGGAGAUCUUGACUGGUUGAUCGGCCUGAUGGUGGAGGACAAUGGCGGAGGACUAGGUUGCUGCAAAGCCAUCGUGAAGCGAGAGCUGAUUUUUCUUCCACUCUUUGGCUUCUCCUGGUGGGCAGCAGAUUUCAUUUGCAUCAACAGGAACUGGCAAACAGAUCGGCGUCGAUUGGACGCGGGAUUCAAACGACAACACGACUACAGCCGAUGGGCCAUCCCAUACACAUUGACCAUCUUUCCAGAGGGUACUCGUCUCACCGAAGCCAAGCUGGUGGACAGUCAGGAGUAUUGUAAAUCCAAAGGCUUGCCGGUGUUGAACCACUCAUUGUGUCCCCGUGCGAAGGGUCUUUGGAGUGCAAUCAACAGCAUGAGACUUGAGAAUGUGUAUGAUAUCACCGUUGUGGAAGGUGCAGACAGCAAGAAGGCCAAUGUGCUAACGUUGGCUCAGGGCACCCCUGCAGAGUUCCACGUAUUCAUCGAAAAGAUUUCUCCGAAUGACAUCCCGAAGAAUGAGGAAAAGUUCAGUGCCUGGCUAAUGGAACGAUGGCAAGGCAAAGAUGAACGGAUAGCAAGGUUUCAGAGGGACGGUCAAUUUAUAGAUGCCACUGGUGCAGCAGCAGAUAGGCAGCUUCUUUCGGUGGACUCCAGAUGCGCACAGACAACAUACGGUGCAUUACUGUGGUGGAUCCUGAGCAGCCUCGUUUUCUUUCGCUACUGCGUGAUGCAUGGCUACUUUCGCCUACUUGUUGGGACGGCCUUAGGCCGCUCAGGACCUGUUGAUGGUUACUGCGUUUUUUUUCGAAUUUGGGACAGUGUAUGCCACCCAUUUCAGGUAAAGUUGGGAUGGUUUAUCUGGGCUUAUCUAUUUUUAAUGUUUAGCACAUUACUUUGACCCAGUUGAUGGAGAGAUUCUCGCAAGGCACUCUCCUUUUGGUGGCGCUCAUUGGGGUUGUCAUCCACCAGGUGCAUUUCACUCACUCCGCGCAAGGCAAAAAGACGAAAUAAUUCAGGAGCUGCACGGCAGAUGGCUUUGGAUUCUUGAGACAAUUCAGUGAAUGGACAUCGCAGUGAGACAGCCCGCUUGAAUUGUUUCCCUAUCGACUUCAGGGGCAGGUUUCUUAUGGUUUCUUGGGUUUCUUGCUGCAGUUCCAGUGUGCAAACUAUAGCCGCAGCACUGAGGGGUGCCCUGUGAUGAUUUGCUUCACAGGCAACAGCAGCUUUGCAGCGAACCCACUGGCAGUGCUCGCGUUUUCAUUGGGACUUGGAUGUGACGAUCCCUGAUUGUCAACGAAGAGCUAAGACGAG
Cladocopium goreaui is the source of this 1633-nucleotide messenger RNA. Lineage: Eukaryota; Dinophyceae; Suessiales; Symbiodiniaceae. The record is from the annotation of a GenBank genome assembly.